CGCUAUGAUAGGGUUUUGCGAUCGCCCGCCUGCUCCUCCUUAGCACCGGUUCUCUACCUCACACUCUCUUCUCCACGAACCUUCUCUUUAGUGGAUCCGCCAUGCCAAAGGUCCUCGGCACCGGCACCUUCGACUUCCGGCGUCACCGGGUGGCGGAAUACCCCGUCGAUCCUGGGAAAGAACCGGUGACAGAGAAUCUUGUCGAGAAACCUCCGGAGCAGCGCCCGAACGCGGGUGUCCCCAGCUCGAUUACCCUGCUCGAGAUCCAGCGAGACCGGCUCACCAAGAUAGCAGCGGCUAACUGGCUGAAGGCUGCUGGUGGGAGCGUCUCCUCGCGGGAGUUCGAUCCCGAGCUAGUGAAGGAGAUCUAUGAGACCGAGCUUCUGGUGUCCGGUGACGGCAGGAAGACUGUGCCGCUACAAAGGGUGAUGAUCCUAGAAGUGAGCCAGUACUUGGAAAACUAUCUCUGGCCCAACUUUGAUCCUGACACCUCAACGUUUGAGCACGUGAUGUCGAUGAUUUUAAUGGUUAAUGAAAAGUUCCGGGAGAAUGUUGCUGCAUGGAUUUGUUUUCAUGACCGGAAGAAUGCAUUUAGGGGUUUUUUACAAAGGGUUCUUCUGCUGAAGGAAGAGGGAAGAGCCUUAAAUAUAGCAGAGAAGACAAAUUACUUGCUGUUCAUGAUUAAUGCUUUUCAGAGUUUGGAGGAUGAAAUUGUCAGUGACAAUGUUCUCAAGUUAGUGAGCUUGCAGUUGUGGCAUAAAUUGUCUUUUGGUAGAUUUCAGAUGGAAUUAUGCCUUAAUCCUCACUUAAUCAAAAAGUGGAAACGAAUGACCAAGAAAGAAGCAAAAGAAGCCAAAAAAGGAGGGCAACCAGUUGAUCCAUCAAACAGGCUUGAAGUGCGAUUUCUCAAAAACCUAAUUGAAGAAUUCUUGGAGAUUCUUGAUUCAAAGGUCAUUCAUCAAAAUCAGAGUGGUCAUGAAGAAACUGAGCUUAGUGGUUCACACGACAAUCUGUUUGAUGAUUUGUCUGUUUUAUACUGCGAGAGAUUUAUGGAAUUCUUGAUUGAUCUUUUGAGUCAACUUCCAACUAGGAGGUUUUUGAAGUCAAUUGUUGCUGAUUCUGCUGUUGUUUCCAAAUGCCACUUAAGUGCACUAUACGCCCAUGAAAAGGGACGACUUUUUGCUCAGUUGGUCGACUUGCUACAGUUUUAUGAAUGCUUUGAAAUUGACGAUCAUGUCGGGACACAACUCAGUGAUGAUGAUAUAUUGCUUGCUCACUACUCACAUUUGCAAGCUUUUCAACUAUUGGCAUUCAAACAGAUCCCUAAGCUUCGAGACCUUGCACUUUGCAACAUUGGGGCAAUUCAGAAGCGUUCUGAUCUUAAAAAGAAGCUAUCAGUCUUAUCUGAUGAGGAACUGAAAGACUUGGUUUGUGAUAAGCUCAAGUUGGUUUCAAGAGAUGAUCUAUGGAGUAAUAGGGCUGAUUUCCUCAUUGAGGUUGUUAUUUCUUGUUUUGAGAAGCGUCAGUCACAGAGGGAGGCCAUAAACACACUUCCUCUCUACCCAAAUGAGCAAAUAAUGUGGGAUGAGAGUCUUGUUCCAAGUAUCAAUUAUUCAGGAGAGGGAUGCUUAGCUCUCCCUAAGCUUAACCUGCAGUUUCUGACGCUACAUGACUAUUUACUAAGAAACUUCAAUCUUUUUCGAUUAGAAUCUACAUAUGAAAUACGAGAGGAUAUUCAAGAAGCUGUUCCUCAUCUUCUAGCUUACAUUAACAGAGAGGGCGAAACUGCAUUUGGUGGCUGGUCAAGAAUGGCUGUUCCAAUCAAGCAGUUCAAAAUCACAGAAGUUAAACAACCUAACAUUGGGGAAGUCAAACCAGCUUCUGUUACUGCUGAAGUGACUUAUAGCAUUGCAAGUUAUAGAGCACAUAUCAGAUCAGAAUGGGAUUCUCUUAAAGAACAUGAUGUCUUGUUUUUACUGUCAAUUAGGCCCUCUUUUGAACCUCUUAGUCCAGAGGAAGCCGCCAAGUCAUCUGUCCCACAGAGGCUUGGCCUUCAAUAUGUACGUGGAUGUGAAAUAACUGAAAUCCAUGAUGAAGAAGGUGUUCUUAUGAAUGAUUUCACUGGUAGAAUUAAAAGAGAUGAAUGGAAGCCACCUAAGGGUGAUCUUCGUACAGUGACAAUUGCUCUGGACACAGCACAGUAUCACAUGGAUGUUACAGAUAUUGCUGAAAAAGGUGCAGAAGAUGUAUAUGGAACAUUUAACAUUUUGAUGCGGAGGAAGCCUAAAGAAAAUAAUUUCAAAGCAAUUUUGGACUCCAUAAGAGACCUUAUGAAUGAGUCUUGCAUAGUUCCUGAUUGGUUGCAUAACAUCUUUUUGGGUUAUGGUAAUCCUUCUUCUGCACAAUGGCAUAACAUGCCUGAUCUUUUGGACGUAGUAGAUUUUAAAGACACUUUUCUUGAUGCCAACCAUUUGACAGAUAGCUUUCCAGAUUUUCAGGUUUGCUUUGUUCGGCCAGAUGGUUCAGAGGAUUUGCAUCCAAGACCUCCAUUUCGCAUUCGCCUUCCAAAAACAAUGAAGAGUGACUCUCGUGCACUUCUAGGGAAUGAGAAUACCGACAAUAAUAAUCAAAAUGACCAUGAGAUGACCACUAAUGGUGUCGAGAAGGAAAAGUUUUUUGCUGAGGCAUAUGUCCCUCCUGAUCCUGGGCCUUAUCCCCAAGAUCAGCCUAAGCAAAACUCAGUUAGGUUUACACCGACUCAGAUUGGAGCCAUUAUUUCUGGUAUCCAACCUGGGUUGACAAUGGUUGUUGGUCCACCUGGUACUGGGAAAACUGAUACUGCUGUACAAAUUCUAAAUGUUCUUUAUCAUAAUUGCCCUUCACAGCGAACUUUAAUUAUCACUCACUCCAAUCAAGCUCUAAAUGACCUGUUUGAGAAGAUAAUGGAGAGAGAUGUACCUGCCAGGUAUCUUCUUCGUUUGGGUCAAGGUGAACAAGAGUUGGCAACAGAUUUGGAUUUUAGUCGUCAAGGUCGUGUCAAUGCUAUGCUAGUGCGACGGCUAGAGCUUCUAAGUGAAGUUGAGAGACUUGCAAGAUCCCUUAAGCUUCCCGAAGAUGUAGGGUACACUUGUGAAACUGCUGGAUAUUUCUGGUUGCUUCAUGUUUACUCGCGCUGGGAGCAGUUUUUAGCUUCUUGUUCUCAGAAUCAAGAUAAACCAUCUUUUGUGAAAGACCGCUUUCCAUUUACAGAAUUCUUCUCCAAUAGUCCCCAGCCUGUUUUCACAGGUGAAUCAUUUGGGAAGGACAUGAGGGCCGCUAAAGGUUGCUUCCGUCAUCUAUCUACCAUGUUCCAGGAGCUUGAAGAGUGCAGGGCCUUUGAGUUGCUCAAAUCAACAGCUGAUCGAGCAAAUUAUCUGAUGACUAAGCAAGCUAAGAUUGUAGCUAUGACUUGUACUCAUGCAGCAUUGAAGAGGAAGGACUUCCUUCAGUUGGGUUUUAAAUAUGACAACUUGUUGAUGGAAGAAAGUGCACAAAUACUCGAGAUAGAGACCUUUAUUCCAAUGUUGCUUCAACGCCAGGAAGAUGGAUAUGCUCGGCUUAAACGCUGCAUUUUGAUUGGUGAUCAUCACCAACUACCUCCUGUUGUAAAAAAUAUGGCCUUUCAAAAGUAUAGUCACAUGGAUCAAAGUUUAUUCACUAGGUUUGUUCGUCUAGGCGUUCCUUACAUUGAGCUUAAUGCCCAAGGUAGAGCUCGCCCAAGUAUAGCCAAACUUUAUAAUUGGAGAUACAGAAAUCUUGGCGAUCUUCCUUAUGUACAUGAGGAAGUUAUGUUUCACAAAGCUAAUGCUGGAUUCUCUUUCGAAUAUCAACUAAUAGAUGUCCCUGAUUACCAUGGGAAAGGUGAAACUGCUCCUUCUCCAUGGUUUUAUCAGAAUGAAGGCGAGGCUGAGUAUAUUGUAAGUGUUUAUAUAUACAUGCGACUUCUAGGAUACCCGGCCAGCAAAAUUUCUAUUUUGACAACAUACAAUGGUCAAAAGCUUCUGAUUCGGGAUGUUAUCAAUAGGAGAUGCAUGACAUCUGGAAUUGGAGCACCGAGCAAGGUGAUGACAGUUGACAAAUUCCAGGGUCAACAAAAUGAUUUUAUUUUGUUGUCUCUUGUACGCACUCGAUUUGUUGGCCAUCUACGUGAUGUUAGGAGAUUAGUCGUUGCAAUGUCACGUGCGCGUUUGGGGCUUUAUAUUUUCUGCCGGCGCUCUCUCUUUGAACAAUGCUAUGAAUUACAGCCAACUUUUCAACUUCUACUUCAGAGGCCUGAUAAGUUGGCUCUAAAUCUUGACGAGACCAGUCCCUUUACUGAUCGUCUAGUUGGAGAAGGAGGUACAAUUCACUUCAUUGGUGAUACCCAGGAGAUGGAUAACUUAGUUAACUUUAGGAUGCAUCAACUUUACCAGGCGCAGCUGAUGAGCCACUACACGCCUCACCAGGAAAUGCAGGACAAUGAAAAUGGACUUGAGGAUCCAAGCUCCAAGAGCCAUUCUGAGGACACUGAUAUGUAUACUGGGCCUCAGGAACCAACCUCUGAGAACCAUUCUAACGACACUAAUUUGCCUCUUGUUAAUGGAGAUGCGGACGGCGAAACACUUGAAAGUGAUAAGAAAGAUGAAGAUGGCAUGUCGUGAAUCACCAAAGUUAAUCCAUCUGCGUUGACUGUAUGCAACUUAUCUCACAGGUUAAACUUCAGCCCCUGCAGUAAGCCAAUAUGGAUCUGUUGCCUGAUGUGAAGAGCUGACUGACUCUUGAUGAAACACAAGAUAUUGAAAAUUUUCUUUCUGGUGAUUUGAUGAGUAAUGCCGAACACAAUUGGUCAAAGGGUGCAGAAUAUUUUAGAAAUCGGAUAGUGUAUUCUUGUAGAAACAACAGGGCGAUUGUACAGGAUGACACCGAGAUGGUAUAUUAGUUCAUCCUUGGUAGGCAUUCAUCUAACUUAUUUACAGAGUUCUAGUAUAUCUUCUCUGUUUCAAAUUCCAUGUACAUCAGGUGAGGUAGUAUCCAUUUUUCGGGCAGCCUUGUUCAUUGGUUUCGAUGGAAUUUGAAAAGAAUUUAAAAAUUUGCAAUAUCAUUCCGUUUAUGAUGUGAUUAAGUAA
Molecule: messenger RNA, 5144 nt
Organism: Zingiber officinale
Lineage: Eukaryota; Viridiplantae; Streptophyta; Magnoliopsida; Zingiberales; Zingiberaceae
Product: RNA helicase aquarius-like
Exons: 14
Coding region: 102-4679 (1525 amino acids)
Biological process (GO): mRNA splicing, via spliceosome
Cellular component (GO): catalytic step 2 spliceosome
Molecular function (GO): helicase activity; mRNA binding
Source: RefSeq, a predicted model, not a curated record